CCCCCUUCCUGGAUGACCUUGAACCAAAAUCCAACAGGAUACUACUCCCUAACACAGGGACACCUGCUCAGUGUUACGUGGCAGCCUGGGAAGGAGGGGAGACUGUGGAGAACCAAUACGUGUAUAUGUGUGGCUGAGGCCCUGUGCUGUCCAGCUGAAACUGUGGUGAGAACUCAGAACGUUGUCAAUCAGCUGUGAAAGUGCUAGUCGCCCAGUCCUGUCUAGGUCUUUGCGGUUCCAUGCACAGCUCUCUGCACUUCCAUGCACUGUGGCCCACUGGGCUCCUCUGUCCAUGGGAUUUCCCAGGCAAGAAUACUAGAGUCAGCUGCCAUUUAUUUCUCCAGGGGCUCCUCCCAACCCAGGGAUCAAACCUGGGUCUCCCCCCAUUGCAGGCAGAUUCUUGACUGUCCCAGCCACCAGGGAAGCCCUGUCGUCCAAUAUAAAAUAAGAAGUUUAAAGAAAAAGAGGGCUGUGUCCUCUCUUUUGGCUCAGGGUACAGCAUGAGGAAAGAGGUGGAGCCAGGAGUGGUGUUGGAACAUUUGAUCCCUCCUUAAGCCGGUAGAUGGCAGGGCCUCCUCCUUCUCAAGCAAUCACUGCACUGGAUCGCAGGACACAGUUCUUUGCCUUCUGGAAUGUGGCGGGUCUCCACGUCCCACGCUGCGCCACCCCAUCGGUCUCCAGCCUUGUCAGCUCUACUCCAAAGGGCCCUGCCCACAGGCCAUGUCAUCCUCCACCCGAGUGGCGCUGGUCACCGGGGCCAACAAGUGCCUUGGUUUUGCCAUAGUCGUGACCUGUGUCGGCGGUUCCCGGGGAAAUUGGUGCUCAUGGCACGGGACGAGGCGCGGGGUCGGGCAGCCGCACAGCAGCUGCAGACCAAGGGCCCGAGCCCCCUUUUCCACCAGCUGGACAUCACUGACCUGCAGAGCAUCCGGGCACUGCGAGACUUCCUGCGCAAGGAGUACGGGAGCCUCGACGCACUGGUCAACAACGAGGCCAUCGCCUUCCAGAAGUGGUACACAGGAGGUCAUAUGGGCUUCUUUCACUCAGCCUCCCCUGAUGAUGCCAUCUUAUUUGGUGAUCCCACACCAAUUGAAAUUCAGGCAGAAGCGACCAUGUAAACAAACAUCCUUGGUACCCAAGCUGUGUGCACAGAGCUCUGGCCUCUGAUAAAAUGCCGAGGUGAGUCCAAUGGAGCCCAAACUGCAGGGUUUCUGGCAAGAUCUGAGCCCACCUGCAUCUGGUCUCAUCCUUCUCAGCUGCACUGACUUCCACCUGGUGGUCACUCGGCAGGAUGCCCGGUGGCCUCUGGUCCCUCUACACCCUGCCCGAGUCGUUGGUGCUCUCUGUCCAUCUGCACUUUGCACAUUUGGCUCUUUCUUCUCUUUCCCAUCUUAGUUCAAAGGUCUCCUCCAAGAGGCCCUUCACGUGCUCCAUGCCCAUCACAGGGGGUGUCCUCUCAGGAGUCUUUCCCAGACCUUCUCUCUCCCGUGCCCCUCUCAGAGUGACCUGAUUUGGGUUUGUGGUGCUCAUACUACCACAUUCAUUCGACCCCUGAAGACUUUUCUGCUUCUGGCCACCAGAGUGUUUCUUCCUAUGGCACUGACAUGGUGUAUUACCAAUACAGGUUUCUAGAUGCUAAACCAAGUAUACAUACUUCGGUCUUUAAGGUUCAGGAAGUCCCCAGACUAUCCUGAAGUUCAAUAAUUCACUGUAAGGACCGAGAACUAGGCAAACAGCUAUUAUAUUCAAAAGGACAUGGUUUUAGAAAGGUGGACAGUUACUCAGUUCAGCAGUGGUUAAAGGUCUCAUGGCCCAGGGUCUAAGAAGCCCAGUAUGGAGCUGGGACUUGACGUCUCCCUGCAGACCCUGGGGGCACCACGUAUUUCUCCCCCAAACAGCCUGUGUCAGACACAAGGGGUAUUACCAAGCAGUGGGCUCGACCCAGCCUUGAUGUCCAGGGUUCUUGGUGAGGGGUGGUCACGCAGGCAUGGCCCACUGCCCUCAUGGCGGGCCCUGCUCUCCAGCCCAUCCAGGGGUCCAGCUAAUACCAGCUAGGCCAAGGCCGCCACCAUACUCACACACGAACAUGGACUAGGUAACCUGACCCUCAAACAAGUAAUUGAGGACAGUCUUCUCAGGCAAGGAUGUUCAGGCUUCACUGUUACCUCCCAGAUGUCCUGGAAUAGGGCUGAAGCUUCCUCUGGCCAAGCUUAGCCCCUUACUUAUAGAGAACACCCUCUGCACCUUCCUUAAGACUCCCUUACAUCAAAAGGAUCAUCGAGCAUCUAAGUUUAGCCUAGAUUUUAUUUAACAGAUACAGAAAGAGUACAGAAAUAACAUCUCUCAUCGGGGGCAGCCAGAGUGGGGUUGGAGUAGUUGAGAGCAACAGAUAUUCCAGCUUCUAAAGCCACUACUUCCAUUUUCAUGUGUUUCUACUGAUACUAAUUUGUUUUCAAUUUUUAUUGGAAGAUGGUUGCUUUGCAGUAUUGUGCUGGUUUCUGCCAUACAUCAACAUGAGUCAGCCACAGGGAUACCUACGUCCCCUCCCUCCUGAACCUCUCCCACCUCCCAUCCCAUCCACCCCUCUAGGUUGUUGCAGAGCACUGGGUUGAUCUCCCUGAGUCACACAGCAGAUUCCCCCUGGCUCCGUAUCUUGCACGUGGCAAUGUGUGUGUUUCCGGGAUCCUCUCUCAGUGCCUCCCAUCCUCUCCUUCCCCCACUGUGUGCACAAGUGAGUUCUCUACGUCUGCAUCUCCACUGCUACCCUGCAAAUAGGCUCAUCAGUCCCAUCUUUCUACUUUCCAUACACCUGCCUUAAUACACAAUAUUCAUCUUUCCCUUUCUGACUUACUUCAGUCUCUACAGUAGGCUCUAGGUUCAUCCACCUUGAUGAACUUGAAUGAAUCAAGUUCAUACUAACUUGAUUCUCGCCUUGAUCAACUGCUACUUGUACCUUCAGUUCAGUUCAGUCGCUCAGUCGUGUCUGACUCUUUGAGACCCCAUGGACCACAGCUCGCCAGGCCUCCCUGUCCAUCACCACCUCCCAGAGUUUACCCAAACCCAUGUUCAUUGAGU
Molecule: messenger RNA, 3075 nt
Organism: Bubalus bubalis (water buffalo)
Lineage: Eukaryota; Metazoa; Chordata; Mammalia; Artiodactyla; Bovidae
Product: carbonyl reductase [NADPH] 1
Exons: 3
Coding region: 633-1118 (161 amino acids)
Molecular function (GO): carbonyl reductase (NADPH) activity
Source: RefSeq, a predicted model, not a curated record